Messenger RNA from Peromyscus maniculatus bairdii (prairie deer mouse), 507 nucleotides. Lineage: Eukaryota; Metazoa; Chordata; Mammalia; Rodentia; Cricetidae. The record is from RefSeq and is a predicted model, not a curated record.
UUUUUUUUAUUUAUUUUUUUAAUAAAGGCAAGUGGUGAACCAGUUGUGGUGUCAGGACAAAUUACAGGAUUGACUGAAGGCCAACAUGGGUUCCAUGUUCAUCAGUUUGGGGAUAAUACACAAGGCUGUACCAGUGCAGGUCCUCAUUUCAAUCCUCACUCCAAGAAACAUGGCGGACCAGCGGAUCAAGAGAGGCAUGUUGGAGACCUGGGCAAUGUGACUGCUGGAAAGGAUGGUGUGGCCAAUGUGGCCAUUGAAGAUCCUAUGAUCUCACUCACAGGAGAGCAUUCCGUCAUUGGCCGAACAAUGGUGGUCCACGAGAAAGAAGAUGACCUGGGCAAAGGUGGAAAUGAUGAAAGCACAAAGACUGGGAACGCCGGCAGCCGCUUGGCUUGUGGCGUGAUUGGGAUUGCCCAGUAAACAUUCCCUGUGUGGCCGGGUCUCAGAUCAUCUGCCAUCCUGCCAAACUAGAGAGAAAACCAUUAAACUGUAAUAUUAAAAAUGUAA